This is a messenger RNA of Petromyzon marinus (sea lamprey), 1747 nucleotides long. RefSeq lists its product as uncharacterized. NCBI's taxonomy places the organism in Eukaryota, Metazoa, Chordata, Hyperoartia, Petromyzontiformes, Petromyzontidae. The record is from RefSeq and is a predicted model, not a curated record. Gene Ontology annotation, molecular function: protein binding.
CUUCAUUUGGGUAAUUUGCAAUGUUGUAAAGAUAAUUUUAUUCACCUUUUUAAAUGUUCACACGUGGAACUGCUUUUGAGGAAUCACUUGAGCAAUAACGAAAACUUCAACGACAGUAUAUUCAUUUCAAGAGAAGACGGUGACUUUUUUUUCAUUGUUUUCUCAUUUCAACGGCAGUUUAGUUUUUCGGCAUUACAUUAUUUUAUCAUCGGUAGAGCAAUGGGAUUGUGGGUUACAUACUGUAGGGGGUACACAACAUGGGAGGUGGAUAAUCUCUUGGAAAAGUGAUACUGACCAAUGCCCCCCCCACUCACCCCCCUUUCCAUUUGCUCAAAUUAUUCCCGGGCUUCAUGACUUCCACCUGCAACAGAGGAUGGCCCUCUGUCCGAGAUCCAGCCACCCACUGCUACUGCUGCUACUGCUGCUUCAGCAGCAACUGUUGAUGCCACUGACGGCCGCCGCCGCAGAUAGCGACCGUAGUGCCGAGCAGGAUGGGGGAAGGUGCUACACAGGCAUGCCGGGGAUCCCGGGGAAUCACGGGAUCCCGGGAAACCCGGGCCCGAUCGGUCCUCUUGGGCGAGAUGGACGGGACGGGCAUGACGGCCAGCCUGGCAAGAACGGCGAUAAAGGAGACCAGGGAGAUGAUGGCGUGAAAGGGGACAAAGGGAGCGCAGGAGAGGCCGGGUUGCCUGGAAAAUCUGGACCGAUGGGCCCCGCUGGAGAGAAAGGGGAUCGUGGACUUCAGGGUGAAAAGGGAGACAAAGGAGAAGUCCCGGCUGCCAUCCCCAGAUCCGCAUUCACCGUGGGUCUGUCUGGAUCUAACCCUCGCAGCGGCUCCCCUAUAACAUUCGGCAAGGUCACGUACAAUGAGCAGAAUCAUUACAACACGUUCACCGGCAAGUUCACUUGCCAUUUCCCGGGCGUCUAUUACUUUGACUACCAUCUCACCGGUAGCAGUGGCAGCACCCGGGUUUCCCUGAGACACAAUGGACACGCAGUUCAGUUUAGAUAUUCCUCCGUCAUGGCCUAUUACAGCUUAUCAGGCGCUUCAUUCUUGCGUUUGACAAAGGGUGAUGAAGUGUGGCUACAAACAGAAAGUUCUCACACAAAGGUUUACACAGAUUCUGGCACUGACGGCACCUUUUCAGGUUUCCUACUGUACCCCGACCUGCCCUUAUAAAACACAUUUCGUGCUCGGAACGAUUACAUACGAAUUGUCUCAAUAAUAUGAUGUAUUUUCAUAAUCACAAUGAUGAGGAAAAUUAUAUUUGAUUCGUAAAUGGUUGUUUGAAUGUUUUUUGUUGAGGAAACUUGCCACCACAGACAGAAAAGUCUAACUUCACUCGAGCUAUGUAACAGUACAUUUAACAUACCACAUAUUUAAUAAUUCGCAGACCACGAAUGGUAAACGUUUGUUAUUACCAAGGCAAUUCUGCUUCAGAGAAAGGACAAAUCUCGUAUCUGUUUCGAUAUUUUAUGAAACUUAAUGUGUCUUGAACGGUCAGAAGAGUUGGUUUUAUGUACAGGUGAAAUGGCAUGGCAUACUGAACUGAUUUUAAUGUAACAAUUUUACAAAGCACAUUUACAAAUUACAACUGUUUAAAAUUGGUAAAUGAUUAAACACAUUUUCCCACAUGUUAAGGAAACAAUAAAGCAUGUAUUCAUGCCUAUAUGUGUUCAGCACUGCUUAUUAAAGUACUGCAAGAACAACAAGAAAGGCGAGACCUCUUUUCAGUGCUUCCAUCAU